This is a messenger RNA of Alternaria atra, 2343 nucleotides long. RefSeq lists its product as uncharacterized. Gene Ontology annotation, cellular component: cytoplasm. Bases 1 to 2343 code for a protein of 780 amino acids. The record is from RefSeq and is a predicted model, not a curated record. Lineage: Eukaryota; Fungi; Ascomycota; Dothideomycetes; Pleosporales; Pleosporaceae. The transcript is spliced from 2 exons.
AUGCCGUCUUUCCUCAGAAACCUUGGUAGGAAGAGCAGUCGCAUGUCCAAGAGCGGCGACAGACCAGCAACCGGUACAGAGGGCCAUAAUGGCAACGCCGUAACCCGCCGCGUUUCCGCUUCUACUGUGAACUCUUCACAAGUCGGCUCGUCGUCGCCUUCUACUACCCCAGCCACCUCUACCACGGACGAAGUCAACACCCAAACCAAAGACCUCACCAAUGGCCCUACGCCUGCGCCUGCGCGACCUCAGCGACCGACUGUCGACCCUGUGAAACGCUACAGCAUCAAUGGCUUAGCAUCGCCAACCUCGACCGGCUCCAACAGCUCGUUUAAUAGAUCAUCGCUCCUCGCGCCGCGCGUCUUGUCCGUCUCGGAUAACUCAUGGGUACACCAACAGGUACUGCUGAUAUUCGGUCAGGUUGGAGAGGCACAGAGCAAACCGCUGGACGGCACACUCACGGUUAAUCACCAUCAGGGCCGCUUCCCAUCUACUUGCUGGCCGGUACACGAUUCCUACUUCAAAGCCUUGGUGCACCUGGAGCCCGGCUGCAACAGAAUUCGACUCGACUUCGCCUCGCCCAAGGUCUCUUCGCUAAACACCUCGGUGUCCGCUCAUGCUUCUUUCAUCAACAUUAAUUACCUCCCAUUGUCGCAAUCGCCGCCCCUACAGCUUGCAAUCAUAUUGGGUCAUGAUUCCCCAGGUACAUACGACGCUCCACCCGAGCGCAUCGAGCGAGAAGGAAAUAGCCUAGAACUUGCGACCAAGAAGUUCCGUAUGGUUGCAUACCUUUGGCAAGCCUUUACUGGCGAACAGAUGAAGCGAUAUGGAUUCGGCCGACGCUGUUUUCGUUUCGAAGACGCUUGGGAGCCUGGAACGCUAAGCUAUCAAGAUUGGGAGCAGAACCAAUACCGAACGCAAGCAAAGAUUCAUGUCAUCCGCUCACGGAAAUCUGUUGCAGAGAUACGCGAUCUGGAACGCGCCCAGCAGUACGGCCCAGGAACCAAGAAAAACGAGCUUUUCGACAUUGCCAUAGAAGCCUGUAGAGACUAUUUCCCCAUGGUACCCGGUCAGAAGCAUUACGUCGCCUGUCUAUUUCUCGAUACACAUUGGGACACAAAAGAGAAGACAGUCCGAGGACAUGCGGCUCUAGGCGGAGGAACUGGGGAUUUACAGCUGGCCAUCUUCGGCUCUCAUGCGCUUCACAGCUACCCAUCAAGCAUCGAAGAAGUUUUCCAAGCUUUCCAAGAUUGCACAAAAACCGAUACUUCAUUUGUCGCGAAUGACUGCAACGAGUCCGGAAGCAAUUGGGAAGCUGCCAACAUAGGAAUUGGCGCCCAUCUCCAUGAGACAGGGCAUCUCUUUGGUUGUCCUCAUCAGGAGUCGGGUGUAAUGUUACGCGAUUACGUUACGUUGAAUCGCACCUUCACCUGCCGAGAACCUUACUCAACACGCACCAAAUCAUCUGGCCAGCGGCUAGUCCUCCCAAACGAUGAGUGCAGAUGGCACAAACUCGAUGUAUUACGUUUCCGAUUCCAUCCUUGUUUCCGGAUACCUAUCGAUAACCCAAACGUCAACGGAGAUGGCAGUGUGCAAGUGUGGACGGUUGAUAUUAGUCAAGGCGGCGUCAUCGCGACCUCCAAAUCGGGCAUCGCUUGGGUCGAGCUUUACACGGAAGGAGAGGAGGUCUGUCACCACUGGAAAGAGUUUCCUGAGCAGGACAACCAGUAUCCACGACAGGUUACACUGGAAGAAGGCACGCUUCGUUCCCUAUUACCCAAAGAGAAGCAGAAAUCGCGCUUGAAGCUCGAGGUAUACUCUGCUGGUGGAGGCAAGCACGUUGUUGAGGAUUUCAGUCAGCUUUCCAACCAAAAGAAUGCCCGUGUCAAGAUACCAGAUGGUCGAUGGGGUUACCGCGGCGGCAAACUAGGUUACUCGCAGAUGGAGGGUUCACAGCCACAGGAAGUGAUAUUCGAUUACGUUCACAUCCAGACCAAGCUUUUACUCAGCAUCAAAGUUUACCAUGGUUUCGCCAUGGAUGGAUUAGAGUUCGUGUAUGAAGAUACGGAUACCCAACUCUUCGGCAAGCGAGGAGGCAGCAUGUCUGAAUUUGCACUAGAUACGCGAAAAGGAGAGCUGUUGCUGGGCUUUUCUUUACGCGCCGGACUAUGGAUUGAUGGCCUACAGAUACUAACAAGCUUGGGAAGGAAGAGCGAAUGGUACGGAAACCCGAAUGGUGGCAGCGGGCACACGCUCAUUCCUCCUCGCGGCUACACCAUCGGUGGCCUAUCUGGCUCCUGCGCACAAUGGCUUGACGGGUUCUCGCUGAUUAUUACGCGGUGA